AUUCUCUUUCGAAUCGUCGACGCGAACGGACGUUUAAAGUGAGAAAAGAAACCGGUAAAUCAGAGAUCCCAAGCAAGCGCGUGCGUGCAUGAUAGCGAAGAAAAAAAGCUAUCCGUUUCAGUUAACUACUUACCAAGAUUGAAUUUCGCCAUCGGGCAAAUUACUAAAAAUACAUAAGUGCAACUCGUCCACUGUGUGUUGUGUUUUUUUUUUUUUUUUUGGUUUUCGCUGUGCCUUUAUCGCAAACAAGAACUGAUAAAACUAGAAAAUAUCUUGAGAAACUUGUUUUCGCGCUUUUCUUUUGCUAAUUGCCGAUCGCGGAAGAGAAAAACAAGCAGUAGACAAAACAAGUGUGGUAAUACAAUCUGAAAAGGGCACCAUCAGCAGCCCGAGGGGUUUAUCUAUAUAGAUGUCGCAGCUUAUCAUCUCAUGCUGUCUGUGAGGUUGUUCUGUGUGCUCGUGUAGUAUCUUAAAUACAUAGAGUGUGUUCAUAUAAAGUGCGACAAAGCUCGAUUGGAAACAGCUGUCGAGUGCCCUUGAGUGGGUGGGCAAGAUCGUCAUCAUCAUCAUCGUCGUCAUUAUCAACAGAAUCAGCAUCAGCAUCUGGAGGCCCCGGUUGCUCUAAGAUCCCCAGUGUUCAUCAAUUAUGACUGCCGAGACCCUCAAGCCGUUUAUAACGCCAACGAGUGCCAACGAUGAUGGUUUUCCGGCCAAAGCGACCAGCACGGCGACCGCCCAGCGACGCACCCGCCAGCUGAUCCCCCUGGUUUUGGGGUUCAUCGGUCUGGGGCUGGUCGUUGCCAUUCUCGCACUAACGAUCUGGCAGACAACGCGUGUAUCGCAUCUGGACAAGGAGCUGAAGAGCCUGAAGCGAGUCGUCGAUAAUCUCCAGCAGCGUUUGGGCAUAAACUAUCUGGACGAGUUCGACGAGUUCCAAAAGGAGUACGAGAAUGCCCUCAUCGACUAUCCAAAAAAGGUGGAUGGCCUCACGGAUGAGGAGGACGACGACGAUGGCGAUGGUCUGGAUUCCAUUGCGGACGACGAGGACGACGACGUUAGCUAUAGCUCUGUGGAUGAUGUUGGCGCAGACUACGAGGACUACACCGAUAUGUUAAAUAAACUCAACAAUGCACAUACCGGCACCACGCCCACAUCUGAGACCACUGCUGAGGGCGAGGGCGAGACGGACAGUGCAUCCUCAGCCUCAAAUGAUGACAAUGUGUUCGAUGACUUUACCAGCUACAAUGCCCACAAAAAGAAGCAGGAGAGAAAAUCUCGCUCGAUUGCCGAUGUACGCAAUGAGGAGCAGAAUAUUCAAGGAAAUCACACAGAGCUUCAGGAAAAGUCAUCCAAUGAGGCAACUUCCAAAGAGAGCCCUGCACCACUUCACCACCGUCGCAGAAUGCAUUCCCGCCAUCGCCACCUCCUAGUCCGCAAAGGUGAAUCUCUUCUUUCAGCCAGAUCCGAGGACUCGAGGCCAGCAGCCCAUUUCCACUUGAGCAGCAGGCGGCGUCACCAAGGAAGUAUGGGCUACCAUGGAGAUAUGUACAUAGGAAAUGAUAACGAGAGAAACUCUUAUCAGGGACACUUUCAAACGCGCGAUGGCGUCUUGACGGUGACCAAUACAGGCCUAUAUUACGUAUACGCCCAGAUAUGCUACAACAACUCGCACGACCAGAACGGAUUUAUCGUCUUUCAAGGAGACACUCCAUUCCUGCAGUGCUUGAACACGGUGCCCACCAACAUGCCACAUAAGGUGCACACCUGCCACACGAGUGGUCUGAUCCACCUGGAACGAAACGAGAGGAUCCAUCUGAAGGACAUUCACAACGAUCGCAAUGCAGUUCUGCGGGAGGGAAACAACCGAAGCUACUUUGGCAUCUUCAAGGUGUAAAUUGGAGAGAUUAUCCCCGGUCAGAAGAUGGAAUACCAGUUUAAGCUUUUGUCCCCGCGACUGCUCGUGAAUGCGAUUCAUCGCCAGCGUGAAUCCAUUAGUUCGUAGUACCUAGUCUUAGUCACUCCAAACCUAAUCUCAAUCGGAAUCGUGCAUACUGCAUUAGUCAGAAGACGGAGGAAAAUCAUAUUUAUUUUGUAUAUACUCGUUCGACUCUAAAAAGUGAAUAAAAAUAUAUGUAGCUAUUACCCGCUUGUGUAAGCGUGUUUAAG
Messenger RNA from Drosophila melanogaster (fruit fly), 2166 nucleotides. It is a transcript of the gene egr, whose product is annotated as eiger. Gene Ontology annotation, biological process: immune response. The record is from RefSeq and is marked reviewed. Gene Ontology annotation, cellular component: cytoplasmic vesicle; membrane; plasma membrane. The transcript is spliced from 7 exons. Lineage: Eukaryota; Metazoa; Arthropoda; Insecta; Diptera; Drosophilidae. Bases 647 to 1894 code for a protein of 415 amino acids. Gene Ontology annotation, molecular function: tumor necrosis factor receptor binding.